Molecule: messenger RNA, 2926 nt
Organism: Aricia agestis (brown argus)
Lineage: Eukaryota; Metazoa; Arthropoda; Insecta; Lepidoptera; Lycaenidae
Gene: mys
Product: integrin beta-PS
Exons: 17
Coding region: 266-2776 (836 amino acids)
Biological process (GO): cell adhesion mediated by integrin; integrin-mediated signaling pathway; cell migration
Cellular component (GO): focal adhesion; cell surface; integrin complex
Molecular function (GO): integrin binding
Source: RefSeq, a predicted model, not a curated record
UGUACAAUUAGUCACAGUCGUAUCCGGCGCGGGACGGUCGUGUGCUCGACGCUCGUACACGGUGUUAAAUCGCGCUUUAUAUAAAUAUGACACCUCUUAUCGCGAGACGAGAAUAACGUUUAUGAGGCUAUUAGAUAAGUGCAUAAGAAAUUAAGGUCCCGGUGCUGAUGGAUAUUUUGCGGAUAGUUGUGUAAAGUGGGUCACUGUUUGUGUUUGUGAGUGAAACUGUGGAAAUAGGGACUAUCAGAUCCUCAAAACGAACACAAUGUAUCGAACGAAACUGCUAGUGUUAUACGCGGCGUGCCUGCUCACGGUGUGCCUGGGUCAGAGGGCUGAGCAACUCCUGGCACAGAACCCCUGCUCGAGCAAGACGACGUGUAGCGAGUGCGCGCGAACCCCCUCCUGUGCCUGGUGUUUCGCCUCCGAGUUCAACGGCCCGAGAUGCUUCAACCCCGCCAUGGAGGGUGGCACUGCCGGCUGCAGCGAGGAGUUCAUCUUCAAUCCCGACAACCAGCAGUCCAUCGACCCUAUGUUCAAUAGGGAUUUGACGAGAGCGAGAGGACGCAUGGGUAUCGGCAUGGAAUCCUCGUACUACGAGGAGUCUUUGAGCAGCAGCAGUAGCAGUAGCAGUUCCAUGAGCGGUGGCUUCAAAGGCGCGGCCGGGGGCGAAAACCUAGUGCAGAUCAAACCCCAACGAGUCAAGCUGCGCCUGAGACAGAAUCAGAUGCAGAAAAUGACGUUCUCGUACGCUCAAGCGCAGGACUACCCUGUAGAUCUCUACUACCUCAUGGACCUCAGUCGUUCCAUGAAGAACGACAAGGAGAAGCUCAGUUCCCUGGGCAGUCUGCUGUCCAGCACCAUGAGAAAUAUCACGUCCAACUUCAGAAUCGGAUUCGGUUCCUUCGUGGACAAACUAGUCAUGCCUUUUGUGUCUACCGUACCAAAGAAACUCAUAGCUCCGUGUGACGACUGCGCGGCUCCCUACGGAUACAAAAAUCAAAUGUCUCUUAGCAACGACACAGAUUUCUUUGAUAUGGCGGUAGCACGCGCGGACGUGUCCGGCAACUUGGACGCUCCCGAGGGCGGCUUUGACGCCAUCAUGCAGGCCGUCGUGUGCAAGGACCAGAUCGGCUGGCGCGAGCACGCACGUAAACUGCUUGUGUUCUCCACUGACGCGGGCUUCCACUACGCCGGGGAUGGAAAGUUGGGAGGUAUCGUGCAGCCGAACGACGGGGAGUGUCACAUGGAGAACAACGUGUACACACACUCCACAACCCAGGACUAUCCCAGUAUAUCGCAGAUCAAUCUCAAGGUGAAGGAGCACGCUAUCAACGUGAUAUUCGCAGUGACGGCGGAACAGAUCGGCGUGUACGAGCAGCUCAGCCAGCACAUCGAGGGCUCCAGCAGCGGCACCCUCAGCGAAGACUCCGGCAACGUCGUCGAGCUCGUGCGAGAGCAGUACAACAAAAUCACGUCGACCGUGGAGAUGAAGGACACGACGAGCGACGCGGUGCAGAUCAUGUAUUACUCAUCCUGUCUCGGCGAUAAGGACAACGUCAUGCAGACCAACAAGUGCGACGGACUCAAGGUCGGCGACGUAGUAGAGUUCACGGCGGAGAUAGUGCUGAAGGAGUGCCCCAAGGACCCGACCAAGUGGCGACAGAACUUCACCAUAUACCCGGUGGGCGUGUCCGAGAGUCUGACUGUCGAGCUAGAGAUGAUCUGCGAUUGCCCCUGCGAACACCCCGGACAUCAUGCGUACGACGACAGCGGUCUCGUGUGUAGCGGGCAGGGCGUGUCAGCGUGCGGAGUCUGCGUAUGCGCGCCCGGCCGGUUCGGUAAAGCCUGCGAGUGCAGCGCGCACGGCGGCGGCUCCCUAGAACAGGAGCGCGGCUGUCGGCCGACCAACGCCACCGCUGGCCCGCUCUGUUCUAACCGCGGUACCUGCAUCUGCGGUGUGUGCGAGUGCAAUAAGAUGGACGAUCCGCAGAAGGUGAUAUCGGGUCCGUUCUGCGAGUGCGACAACUUCUCGUGCGACAUGAACAAGGGCGAGCUGUGUUCGGGGCCGACGCACGGGGAGUGCGUGUGCGGCAAGUGCAGCUGCCGACCCGACUACACCGGACCCGCCUGCCAGUGUCUUAAGGACCAGAAGCCGUGUAUAUCGCCAGAAAAUGGCAAGAUCUGCAGCGGCAACGGCAAGUGCGUGUGCGGGCAGUGCGUGUGCAACGUCGACGAUAACAGACACUACUCCGGCAAGUUCUGCGACAAGUGCCCCACAUGCCCCGGUCGGUGCGAGGACUACAAGCUGUGCGUGCUGUGCGAGGUGCACGGCCGCGGCCCGCUCUACAACGCCGAAGCCCCGCCCGAGAAGCGCUGCGGUGACUGCGCAUACCUGCCUGAAGUUGUAGAGGGCAAGAUCGAAGCCAACGAGACGAUAAACGAGCACCUGUGCAGCUUCUACGACGACGAGGACUGCCUGUACGUGUACGUGUACUCGUUCAACGACGCCCAGCGCCUGCGCAUCCGCGCGCAGAAAGACCACGAGUGCCCGCGCAAGGUGUUCAUCCUGGGCAUCGUGAUGGGUGUGAUAGCGGCGAUCGUACUGGUGGGUCUGGCGCUGCUGAUGCUGUGGAAGAUGGUCACCACCAUCCACGACCGCCGGGAGUUCGCGCGCUUCGAGAAGGAGCGCAUGAUGGCCAAGUGGGACACGGGAGAGAAUCCUAUUUACAAGCAAGCGACAUCUACAUUCAAGAACCCGACGUACGCUGGAAAAUAAACAGGAGGUUAUUAACGAUUGUACGAUAAGUACUAAAAGUAUUUGUUCAAAAUGCUGCAUUUGAAUCUUUUUAUUUGACGAAGUGAUAACGAAAGGAGUUGAUUCUCAUUCAGCCUUCGAAAUGUGCCUUUUUACUAGGUAAUAUAAUGU